GGCGGGGAGCGGAGGGCCCAGCUGCACCCUCACGCCACCUCCAGGGCCAUGCCUUUCUGCCGCCUUCCUGCGUGGUCCUCACAGCCAGUCCCGUGGUUCCCUAGCACGGCCGUUGCUGACUUGCCACAGGCUGCUAUGGCAUUCCCUCACCUGCAACAGCCCAGCUUUCUCCUGGCAAGCCUGAAAGCCGAUUCUGUGAAUAAGCCCUUUGCACAGCGUUGCCAAGACUUGGUGAAAGUCAUUGAGGAUUUUCCAGCCAAGGAACUGCAUGCCAUCUUCCCAUGGCUGGUGGAGAGCAUCUUUGGCAGCCUGGAUGGUGUCCUUGUUGGUUGGAAUCUCCGAUGCCUCCAGGGGCGUGUGAACCCUGUGGAGUACAGCAUAGCAAUGGAAUUUCUAGACCCAAGUGGCCCCAUGAUGAAGUUGGUUUAUAAGCUUCAAGCUGAAGACUAUAACUUUGACUUUCCUGUCUCCUGCCUUCCUGGCCCUGUGAAGGCAUCCAUCCAGGAGAAUGUUCUCCCCGACAGUCCUCUCUACCACAACAAGGUUCAGUUUCCCCCCACCGGAGGCAUUGGCUUGAACCUGGCCCUCAAUCCAUUUGAAUACUAUAUGUUCUUCUUUGCUCUGAGCCUCAUCUCUCAAAAGCCUAUGCCUAUGUCCCUCCAUGUUCGUACUUCAGACUGUGCCUAUUUCAUCCUGGUGGACAGGUACCUGUCGUGGUUCUUGCCCACUGAAGGCAGUGUGCCUCCACCACUCUCCUCCAGCCCAGGGGGGUCCAGCCCCUCACCAGCUCCCAGGACCCCAGCCAUGCCCUUUGCCUCCUAUGGGCUCCACACCAGCCUCUUGAAGCGACACAUCUCUCAUCAGACAUCUGUGAAUGCAGACCCUGCGUCCCAUGAGAUCUGGCGGUCAGAAACUCUGCUCCAGGUUUUUGUUGAAAUGUGGCUUCAUCAUUAUUCCCUGGAAAUGUACCAGAAAAUGCAGUCCCCUCAUGCCAAGUUGGAAGUUCUACACUACCGACUCAAUGUCUCCAGCGCCCUCCACAGCCCUGCCCAACCCAGCCUCCAGGCCCUCCACGCCUAUCAAGAGUCCUUCACGCCUACGGAGGAGCACGUGCUGGUGGUGCGCCUGCUGCUGAAGCACCUCCACGCCUUUGCCAACAGCCUGAAGCCAGACCAGGCUUCCCCGUCGGCACACUCCCAUGCCACCAGCCCCCUGGAGGAGUUCAAACGGGCUGCAGUGCCGCGGUUUGUCCAGCAGAAGUUAUAUGUCUUCUUACAGCACUGUUUUGGCCACUGGCCUCUGGAUGCAUCCUUCAGAGCCGUCCUGGAGAUGUGGCUGAGCUACCUGCAGCCAUGGAGGUAUGCCCCUGAGAAGCAGGCUCAGAGCAGUGAUGCCCAGCCACGGUCCGUGUCAGAGAAAUGGGCACCCUUCAUCCAGGAAAACCUGCUGAUGUACACCAAACUGUUUGUGAGCUUCCUGAAUCGUGCACUCCGCACAGAUCUGGUCAGCCCAAAGAACGCACUCAUGGUAUUCCGAGUGGCUAAGGUCUUUGCCCAGCCCAACCUGACUGAGAUGAUCCAAAAAGGAGAGCAGCUAUUCCUGGAGCCAGAGCUCAUCAUUCCCCACCGCCAACAUCGUCAUUUCACCAUCACCAGCAGCUUCCUGUCACCAUGGCCCCCAGUUGUGACAGAUGCCUCAUUCAAGGUGAAGAGCCAUGUCUACAGUCUGGAGGGCCAGGACUGCAAAUACACCCCAAUGUUUGGUCCUGAAGUCCGGACCCUGGUCUUGCGCCUUGCUCAGCUCAUCACUCAGGCCAAGCAGACUGCCAAAUCCAUCUCUGAUCAGUGUGUGGAAAGCCCCGCUAGCCGUUCCUUCCUGUCAUGGCUGGGUUUUGGCACCACAGACCCAAAUAGCUGCUACCCAUGCAAUGAUCUGGAUGAGAUGGGUCAGGACAGUGUCCGCAAGACAGAUGAGUACCUGGAGAAGGCCCUGGAGUACCUGCGCCAGAUAUUCCGACUCAGUGAAGCCCAGCUGGCCCAACUCACGCUUGCCUUGGGAAACGCACGGGACGAGAAUGGGAAGCAGCAGCUACCAGAUUGCAUUGUGGGGGAAGAAGGACUCAUCCUUACACCCCUGGGCCGCUACCAGAUCAUUAAUGGUCUGCGAAGGUUUGAAAUUGAGUACCAGGGGGAUUUAGAGCUGCAGCCCAUCCGAAGCUACGAAAUCACCAGUCUGGUCCGAGCACUCUUCCGACUGUCCUCUGCAAUCAACCGCAGAUUUGCAGGCCAGAUGGCAGCUCUGUGCUCCCGGAAUGACUUCCUUGGCAGCUUCUGUCGUUAUCACCUCACUGAGCCAGCCCUGAGCAACAGACAUCUGCUGAGCCCUGUGGGGCGGAGGCAGGUGACCAGUCCUGCCCGGGGCCCCAGGCUCAGCCUGCGUUUCCUGGGCAGUUACCGGACGCUGCUCCUGCUUCUGAUGGCUUUUUUUGUGGCCUCUCUGUUCUGUAUUGGACCCCUGUCCUGCUCCUUGCUCUUGGUCCUCGGCUACCUCCUCUAUGCCAUAGCUAUGACACUGCUCACUGAGCGGGGGAAGCUGCACCAGCUCUGACCUGCUGACAUUUCUCCUGAGCAGACUUGUGGGAGUCGAUACAUGACCCAUUCCUGGGCCUGAAAGACCCUGGAAGCUUGCUUCAAAGCCAGGAAUAGAGGGGUAGGUCAUCUUCAGAGUUCUUGGGAGUGGGGUUCCUGCAAAGAUGGAGUUACUCAGAGGAACCUAAAGUAGGAAGGAGUGUUCCAGCUAGGACUGUAAGGGAUGACGUCAGAAGGCUCAAGGGCCAUUCUGUAGGACAAUCAGUGCUGGCCAUUGGUCCUCACCUUCAGCCUAAGGUCCCACAAGUGACUAAGCUAGUAAUCAAGGCCUUGGUAACCAUUUUACUGUUUUGCUGUGCAGAGCUCAGGAGCUAGUGUGCCCACAGCAAGCUCUAAGCCUGGGCUCUGUGGGAGCUAGUCCUUCCCUGGCCUCUCUGAGGUAGGCAGAAUGGGUUCCAGGCCCCACAGUGCCACGUGGCAGGCAAGUGUUGAAGAUGGCCACUGGUCCUCAGCCACUUGGGGAUGGAGUUGGGUCCUUCCAGCUUCUGUGGACACAAUGCAGCAGUGUUGGAUUCACCUGUAAAACCAAGGACUUCUAGGGAAGGUCACCUUUGUAACACAACGGCUCUGUGAAAGAAGGAUACCUUGACAGUCAAAAGCCCAGACACCUGAGGCCUCAUGGCUGUCCCUCAGGUGACACAAGCAGCAGCAGCAUCUCCAUGGUGUUUUUAAAGCAGCCCUUUGUUCUGGGUGUGCACAGCUGUUGUUAAAAACAAAACAAACUUUUUUUUCAAGUUUUAACACUGGGCUUUGUAUUUCAAUGUAAUUUCAGAAUACAUCAUGGGACCCAUGACCAAAAGUCGACCCAAAACAUAACUGACCAAACCAAGGAUCCGAAUAAACCAUUCUUCGGAGACCUU
This is a messenger RNA of Microtus ochrogaster (prairie vole), 3508 nucleotides long. It is a transcript of the gene Smpd4, whose product is annotated as sphingomyelin phosphodiesterase 4. Lineage: Eukaryota; Metazoa; Chordata; Mammalia; Rodentia; Cricetidae. Gene Ontology annotation, molecular function: sphingomyelin phosphodiesterase D activity. Gene Ontology annotation, biological process: glycerophospholipid catabolic process; sphingomyelin catabolic process; ceramide biosynthetic process. The record is from RefSeq and is a predicted model, not a curated record.